Oreochromis aureus is the source of this 1359-nucleotide messenger RNA. RefSeq names its product deleted in malignant brain tumors 1 protein-like. The record is from RefSeq and is a predicted model, not a curated record. Lineage: Eukaryota; Metazoa; Chordata; Actinopteri; Cichliformes; Cichlidae. Gene Ontology annotation, cellular component: membrane. The transcript is spliced from 7 exons. Bases 1 to 1359 code for a protein of 452 amino acids.
AUGGACAUUAUUAUGACGUUGGUGUCAUCUGUUCAGGUGACAACAUCUUUUGAUAUGGAACAAAUUGCAUAUCUGAUCAGACAGUUAAACUGUGGGUCGGCACUCCAAGCUCCUCAAUCAGCUUACUUUGGUCCAGGAACUGGACCGAUUUGGCUUGGCGGUGUGACCUGUUCAGGAAAUGAAAGUUCUCUAACUGAAUGUCAACACUCUGGAUGGGGAAACUCCUACUACUACUACUACAACAACUACUACUACUCCUACUCUAACAAUGGACAUUAUUCCGACGCUGGUGUCAUCUGUUCAGGUCCAAUCAGAUUAACUGGAUCUGGAUCAACUCGAUGCUCUGGCAGAGUUGAAGUUUAUCACAAUAACAGCUGGGGAACAAUCUGUGAUGAUGGCUGGGACUUAAAUGAUGCUGAGGUGGUUUGCAGACUGUUAAACUGUGGGUCGGCACUGGAAGUUCCUCCAUCAGCGCACUUUGGUGCAGGAACUGGACAGAUUUGGCUUGACAAUGUCACCUGUUCAGGAAAUGAAAGUUCUCUAACUGAGUGUCAACACAGUGGAUUUGGAUCAAACACAUGUGAACAUGGUCAGGAUGCUGCUGUCAUCUGUUCAGAUCUCAUCAGAUUAGUUGGAUCUGGAUCAUCUCGAUGCUCUGGCAGAGUUGAAAUCUUUCACAAUAACGUCUGGGGAACAGUGUCUGAUAAUAACUGGAACUUAAAUGAUGCUGAGGUGGUUUGCAGACAGUUAAACUGUGGGUCGGCACUAGAAGCUACUCAAUCAUCUAAAUUUGGCGCAGGAACUGGACAGGUCUGGCUCACUGGUGUGACCUGUUCAGGAAAUGAAAGUUCUCUAAGUGAAUGUCAGCACACUGGAUGGGGAAACUACUACAACUACUACAACUACUACAACAACUACUACUACUACUACAACUACUAUGGACAUUAUUAUGACGUUGGUGUCAUCUGUUCAGGUGACAUCAGAUUAGUUGGAUCUGGAUCUACUCAAUGUUCUGGCAGAGUUGAAGUUUAUCACAGUAACAGCUGGGGAACAGUCUGCGAUGAUGGCUGGGACUUAAGUGAUGCUGAGGUGGUUUGCAGACAGUUAAACUGUGGGUCAGCACUGGAAGUUCCUCCAUCAGCGCACUUUGGUGCAGGAACUGGACAGAUUUGGCUUGAUCAUGUGACCUGUUCAGGAAAUGAAAGUUCUCUAGCUGAGUGUCAACACAGUGGAUUUGGCUCAAACACAUGUGAACAUGGUCAGGAUGCUGCUGUCAUCUGUUCAGAUCUGAUCAGGUUAGCUGGAGCUGGAUCAUCUCGAUGCUCUGGAAGAGUUGAAAUCUUUCACAAUAACAUCUAG